This is a messenger RNA of Spodoptera frugiperda (fall armyworm), 1652 nucleotides long. RefSeq lists its product as uncharacterized. The record is from RefSeq and is a predicted model, not a curated record. The transcript is spliced from 5 exons. NCBI's taxonomy places the organism in Eukaryota, Metazoa, Arthropoda, Insecta, Lepidoptera, Noctuidae. Bases 100 to 777 code for a protein of 225 amino acids.
GCAGUUUCAAGCAUUUGGUUUACACACGUGAGCCAAUCAAAUCAACGUUAGUUUGUGUCAGUGAAGUGAAAAGACGUUGAACAAAAAAUAUCGAUAAAAAUGAAGAACGCAUACUUAUUAGCGGUUCUGAUUUUCGGUAUUGUUAGAGCGAGUGAAAUCGAUAAGGAGAAAUCCCCUGAAGAAGCGUUGAAACGAGGUUUGACGAACAAAUGUGUGCAGCGAGAGACAUCUUCGUGUAUAGCUAUCGAACUGGUUGGCUACGUGGAUCGGAUGCUCAGGACAGCAUCCUUCCAGCUAGGAGAUGAUGUUAUGAUUGUUGAUGAAAGUCAUGGAGCCGCAGCUGAAAUCCCAAUUAAAUCAGAGACCCUGGCCAGAGCCGGUACAUCACUGGAAGACCAGGCACAGCAGUUCAUCAUGGACAAGCUGUGGCACUUCGUCAGCUCGCGGUCCUUGAGGUACAGGCUGCUGAAUGAUGCAGACCUGGUCAUCUCUGGCAAGCAGGAGAAGGACGGAAGCCUUGGUGUUGGUGUAUCAAUGAAACCACCAAAGGUCUUCGAAAGUGGAAGAGGCCGUCAGAAGCCAUUCGGGCCCGUGUUGGCCUUGGCUGCCCUUAAAUUCGGAUUGUUCGGUGCCCUGACCUUCAAAGUCUUGGCCCUCAUGGUCGGAAAGGCCCUACUGAUCUCAAAGAUUGCUCUCUUACUAUCAACCAUCAUCGGAUUGAAGAAGCUAUUCUCUUCUCAGUCAAUCGAUUCAAGACAAUCGUUUGGAACUGAGUAAACCAUUCUUUUAAUGAAAGUACAUUAGCUUAAAUUAAAAGAAAUUAAAGUACGAAUACUUUUCAGGCUAUUGUCAAAAAGGACUAAGUCAAUUGGAUGACUGAUACUGAAUGGAGUUAACGGCGAUACUUACCUCAACAAAAUAACCAAUUAAAAUGAACCUUAUUACACAAUCUUGCUUGGGCUGAAACAAGAAAGAUGAAAAAAAUGGAGUGCAAUAAACAUUGACACAAACUAAAUAUUAGAGUGACUGUACCAAAACAGAUAUGUAUUAGGUACCGGUACUAGGGUUAAAAUAGACCAAAGAAUACAGAAAUACUCCUUUUUGAAGUCUUUUGUAAACUUAAGUUUACGUGCUGAUAAAAAUAUUUUGGUACAUUAACUUAAUGUACCAAAAUUAGAGAGGGAAUAACAAUGACCCACCAAAAGCAGAGAAAAGCGUAAGAAAAGUGUAAUAGGUUUCGUUUACGUAAAAGUUGACAAAACGUACCAAAGAAAUAUACAUAUAAAAGUAAAAUAAUGACUUAUUAAAAAAUACAAAAAAAAAGUUUAAGCAAAAUGAGUCAGAAAAUACACAUCAAAUAAAAUGCAGCUAAAGUUUUGUCGACUUUUAUUUUUAUAUUAUUAUUUAUUAUUAUUUUUUCAAAAUAAUAAUUUAUUAUUAAGUGUACACGUAUUAUUAAUGUAAAUAACACUAUUUAUUUAUUUAUUAUCAUGUUAACUAUAGUCGUACUCACUAACUUGUACAAUGAUGCUAAUUUCGCAUUUAAAUAAUAAUUACUAAGCAUUUGCCUUAAUUAUUAAUAUAAUAAUUUAUUAAAAAUUUGCAUUAAUUGUACUAAUUAUUUAUUGUGGAAUAAACGAAUUGAAUACUAA